AUGGCUAUCUUCGACGGGCUCUUUCGUGGCCGUGACCACCAGGCACGAGUCGACGACAACGACGCAAAGAAAUCCCAAUUCACUGUUUCCUCCCACUCUGUCCCCUCCACAGGCAGCACCACUCCUUCGUCCGGUCUCGCGACCCCAACCGAGGAGAAGGGCCUCAGCCCUCUCGGGCCCGUCCCUGAGAUCGGUCGCCUGGGCUCGUGGAAAGGCGCCCUCGUCCUGCUGGUCACAUCCGGCUCCCAGUUCCUCGACAAUGUCUUCAUGACCAGUGCCAAUGUGGCCCUGUCCUCCAUCCAGGAGGACUUCAACGUGUCCGCCACCAACCUCCAGUGGAUGAUCUCCGCCUACACCCUGACGUUUGGCGGCUUCUUGCUUCUGGCAGGCGUUCUGUCCGACCGAUAUGGCCGAAAGCUGAUCCUCUGCCUGGGCCUCACCUGGCUAUCCAUCUGGACCCUGGCCAUCGGGUUCGGACAGUCCUUCAUCCAGCUGACCGUCUUCCGCGGGCUUCAGGGCAUCGGGGCCGCGCUGACCGUGCCGUCCGCGAUCGGAAUCAUCAGCGCCUACUUCACGGGGCUUGAUCGCACGCGCGCGCUGUCUAUCUACGCCUCCUCCGGCACGGUGGGCUUCUGCGUCGGGCUCAUCUUCGGCGGGUUCCUGACCUCGUCCCUGGGGUGGCGGUACAUCUUCUACUUCAUCGUGAUCAUCACCGGUGCGCUCGGCAUCCUGGGGUUCAUCGUCCUGCCCGCGGACAACAUGGCGGGCAAGGCGAAGCCCAAGAUGGACUACGUCGGGGCGAUGCUCUCCACGGCGGGUCUGAUCCUGCUGCAGUUCGUGCUGUCCAGCGGCGGCGUCUACGGCUGGGGCACGCCGUUCAUCAUCGUCCUGCUCAUCCUGGCGGUGGCGCUCCUGGCGUCGUUCGUCGUGCUGGAGAAAUUCAUCUCCUGCCCGCUCAUGCCUCUGUCGUUGUGGAAACUCCCCAACUUUGCGGGGCUGUGGGUCGCCGGCUUCACCUGCUACGGCAGCUACCAGAACGUCAUCUACUACAUCGUCCUGAUGGCGCAGGAGGUCGAUCACCUCUCCGCGGGCGACACGGCGCUCCGGUUCCUCCCCAUGGGCGUGAUCGGGUUCAUUGCCUCGAUGGGAACGGGCAAGGCGCUCGAGUACGUAAACGGGAAAUACACCCUCCUUGCCGGGUUGAUCCUGACGGUGUUGGCCCCUGUCCCGAGCGCCAUCACCGCCAGCCCCGAGACCAGCUUCUGGGUCAAUGUCCUCCCCACCUCGCUCAUCAGUAUCACCGCUGUGUCGUUGAUCUUCGUCACCACCAGUACUGCCAUCCUGACGACUGUUCCGGUGAACGUGAAGAGUCUGUGUGGUGGAAUGCUGAACACCGCCUUCCAAAUCGGCUCCGGCGUGGCCCUGGCCAUCUCCGCCGCCGUCACCGAAACCGUCGACAUCAAGAAGGGCCAUGGGCUGGCCGAGCAAUACGCCACAGGCCUGUGGUGUUCCGCCGGCCUUGCCGGACUGGGCCUGAUUAUCGCCCUACUUUCCGUCCGGAGGAGAGGCAUCGGCCCGAAUGAUCGCGAUGACACGGCUUGCGCUAUAUAGGUGGUGCUGCUGCUGCCCCUGCGUCCGUCGUCGGCGUUCUUUCUCCCUUUCGCCAUUCUUUCCUGCAUUACUAUUAUCCCACACCACACACGUACCCACACUUGAGUUGAUUCAUUGAUUGAUUGAUUGACUGACUGACUACACGGUACAUGAUCUGAUUUGAUUCACAAUGAUUUACGAUUCCCCCUUUCCUGUCUCUGUCUUUCUGUUUCAUCUGUCUGUUUUGGCUAUCUAUCGGCCCAUGUUCUCCCCUGCCCUGCCCUACCCUACCCUGCACCACAUACAACACACAGCACGAACACAAAAAGUCCACUCUGUUUCCCUUCUUCUUCUUCUUCUUCAUCAUCAUCAUCCCUCUUUUGUCUGCAUUUCACCGUCAGUCUCGCUGUGAUGACACCCACGAGACUCAUCCUACGUUAUUUAGAGUACAUACACCCCCUAGAGUGGCGAACAUAGUUUCCAUCCA
Messenger RNA from Aspergillus heteromorphus CBS 117.55, 2077 nucleotides. Its product is annotated as permease of the major facilitator superfamily. The record is from RefSeq and is a predicted model, not a curated record. Gene Ontology annotation, biological process: transmembrane transport. Gene Ontology annotation, cellular component: membrane. NCBI's taxonomy places the organism in Eukaryota, Fungi, Ascomycota, Eurotiomycetes, Eurotiales, Aspergillaceae. Gene Ontology annotation, molecular function: transmembrane transporter activity. The transcript is spliced from 5 exons. The coding region runs from base 1 to 1611 and encodes 536 amino acids.